Molecule: messenger RNA, 4318 nt
Organism: Spea bombifrons (plains spadefoot toad)
Lineage: Eukaryota; Metazoa; Chordata; Amphibia; Anura; Pelobatidae
Gene: ASTN1
Product: astrotactin 1
Exons: 24
Coding region: 195-4106 (1303 amino acids)
Biological process (GO): neuron cell-cell adhesion; neuron migration
Molecular function (GO): protein binding
Source: RefSeq, a predicted model, not a curated record
CGUGGUUUCUAACGCGUUACCGUGGGUCUGUGUGUGUAGGGUGGGAUGAUGCUUUGCCUGCAUGUGCAGUGAGGGGAUAGAGCUCUGUGUGGUCAUACGUGUGUUACCGUGGGAUUUCUGCAGCGAGGGGUAACACGGAGGUCCGACCAGCAGGGAAGCACGCAGGCAGAGGAGGAACUCUUGGAAGACUAAAGAUGGCUUCUACCGGUGCUUUGUGGGUGCUGCUGACCGGUUGCCUCCUGCUACCAAGAAGUGCCGGGCAAGAAGACUCCUCCAGAGAGGCUGAGUGCAAGAUGAAGAGCAUCACGGUGUCUGCUCUCCCCUUCCUCCGGGAGAACGACCUCAGCAUCAUGCACAGCCCCUCCGCCAACGAGCCAAAGCUGCUUUUCUCCGUCCGAAACGACUUCCCGGGAGAGAUUGCUGUAGCCGAUGACCUGGAGAACACAGAACUCCCAUACUUUGUGCUGGAGAUCGCUGGCAAUACAGAAGACAUUCCUCUGGUUCGCUGGAGACAGCAGUGGCUUGAGAAUGGAACUCUUCUGUUCCACAUCCACCAUCAAGAUGGAUCCCCCAACAUUCCAGGUCAAGAAACCACCGAAGCUCCUCAUGGAGAGACAGGAGAGGAAGAGCUGAGGAUACUACAUAUCUCUGUCAUGGGAGGUAUGAUUGCUCUUCUACUCUGCAUCCUAUGCUUGCUUCUUAUCCUGUAUACGAGGAGACGUUGGUGCAAGAGAAGACGUGCCCCACAGCCCCAGAAGAGCGCCAGUGCAGAGGCAGCCAAUGAGAUCCAUUAUAUCCCAUCGGUGCUAAUUGGUGGUGGUCACGGGAGAGAGAGUCUGCGGAAUGCACGUGGACAAUCCACUCAUCCUGGUGGAAGCCUUGGCAUUCGCGAAACACCAAUCUUGGAUGGGUAUGAGUAUGACGUGACAGAGCUUCGUCAUCACCUUCAACGCGAGUGCAUGAAUGGAGGAGAAGAAUUUGGAAGCCAGGUUUCACGAGCCAUGGAUUCUCUACAGGGUUGCUCAGAAAAGAACACGAUUGACCUUACUCCUGUGUUUGCUUUGAACUCUGCAUCAUCGGGAAGUGACAACGCCAAAAUGUCUCUCAUGAGCAAGUACAAGGACAGCAUGAUGGCCUCCAGUCCCUUAGACACCAACCACCAGCCCACAACACUGCUGUCCCAUGGUGGAAGUAGCAGCCAGCACAAACGCAUCAACAACAAGUCGAGAGCAGGCUCAGCCUUCCUAAACCCUGAAGGAGAAUGUGCAGCAGAGAUGGACUCUGAAACUCAGCUAACCUUCUAUACGGAUCCCACUCGCAGCAGAAGACGCAGCCGAGUGGGUUCCCCACGCAGUCCUGUCAGCAAGAUGACUCUGACACUCAUCGGUGUGACCAGCUGUGUCAUUAGCUUGGUCUAUUCGUCCCACAUCAGCUGUCCCUUGAUAGUGAAGAUCACUCUUCAUGUUCCAGAACACCUCAUUGCUGAUGGAAGCCGCUUCAUCCUGGUUGAGGGCAGCCAGCUGGAUGCAAGUGACUGGCUGAAUCCAGCCCAGGUCCUCCUUUUCUCCCAGAUGAACUCGAGUGGCCCCUGGGCAGUAGACCUGUGUUCAAGGAGAAUUCUGGACCCUUGUGAACAUCUGUGCGACCCAGACACUGGGGACUGUUUAUGCCAUGAAGGUUAUAUGAGGGAUCCAGUUCACAAACACCUCUGUAUACGUAAUGAAUGGGGAACCAACCAGGGCCCGUGGCCUUAUACCAUGUUCCAGAGAGGAUUUGACCUGGUUCUGGGAGAACAGCCUUCAGAUAAAAUCUUCAGGUUUACUUACACUCUAGGAGAGGGCAUGUGGCUUCCUCUCAGUAAAAGCUUUGUCAUACCACCGGCUGAACUCGCUAUUAAUCCAUCAGCCAAGUGUAAGACAGACAUGACUGUCAUGGAGGAUGCAGUGGAGGUCAGAGAGGAACUUAUGGCCUCUUCCUCAUUUGAUAACCUUGAGGUUCUCCUAGACUCCUUUGGACCUGUCCGUGACUGCUCCAAGAGUAAUGGGGGAUGCAGUAAGAACUUCAUCUGUGUCUCUGACCGCAAGCUGGACUCUAAUGGCUGCGUGUGCCCUCCAGGACUCCGUCCGAUGAAAGACAUGUCAGGCUGCUACGAUCGCCAGAUAGGGGUAGAUUGCUCCGAUGGGAUUAAUGGUGGUUGUGAACAACUGUGCCUUCAGAAAGAGGUCCCUCUAUCUGAAGAUUCAGACAUGUACAACAUCCUGAUGUUCUGUGGCUGUAUCGAGGACUAUAAGUUGGGUCCAGAUGGGCUAUCUUGUCAUUUGAUCACGGAGACCUGUCCUGGUGGCAUGCAUUGUGGUGAGGGUCCAGAGAUACCAAUGAAUCAAACACUUUUUGGGGAGCUCUUUUUUGGCUACAAUAACCAAACCAAAGAACUGGCACCUGGGCAACUGCUUAAGGGAACUUUUAGGCAAAAUAAUUUUGCCCGUGGUUUGGAACAUCAGCUACCAGACAGUUUGCUCGUAGCAACAAUACCAUCAGAAACACAGUGUCGUGAGGAGAUAUCUGACCCUGUUCCCGACCCGGAUUUCUUGACAGGAAUGGUAAACUUCAGUGAGGUGACUGGUUACCCGGUAGUUCAGCACUGGACUGUAAGAUCUGUCAUGUAUCAUGUCCGUCUUAAUCAGCCAUCUGUUUCCCAAGCAUUCACUCAGGCUCUUCACUCUCUGGACGGAGCUACAUCACGGAUGGAAUUUGCACCUUUAUUGGAACAGUUUGGCAAUCACUAUAUUCAAGAGGCAGUAUAUGGAUUCGAGGAAACCUGCUCCAUCUGGUACCCAAACCGACAAGUGCAGAAGCAGGUCUGGCUAGAAUUUGAGGAUAUUAGCAAAGGAAAUACCCCAUCGGACGAAUCAGAGGAACGAGAAAGAGAGCCCAAGGUGCUCACAUUCCCUGAAUACAUCAACAGUCUGCUGGACACCGGCACCCGACGUCUGGCACAAGGUCUUCGCAUGGAGUGUCAAAGCCAAGGCCGUUGUUCCUCCUACUGUCAACUGUGUCACGUCACAUCCAGUCCUGAUGCCCCACCUGAACCUGUGCUAUUAGAAGUCACAAAAGCAGUCCCCAUCUAUGAGCUAGUUACAAACAACAACGCGACCCAACAGUUACUACAGGAAGCUGUGCUCAGCUGUCUCUGGUGCGCUGGGCGCGGAGAUGUAAUUGAGGAUUGGUGUCGGUGUGACUCCACUGCUUUCGGUGUAGAUGGCCUCCCUACCUGUGCUCCUCUACCACAACCUGUGCUUCAUCUAUCUGUGCUGCAGGAACCUAGCAGUUCCCUCCUGGUGUUGGACUGGCAACACACAGAGCCCCCUAUUGGCGCACGCAUUGUUGACUAUCUUAUCAGCCAAGAAAAGGUCUCCGAUCGAAUGGACCUUUCCAAAGUGGAUACAGAGACAGUGCUGAGUUUUGUGGAAGAUAUAAUCUCAGGAGCGAAGUCUCCAUGUGUGAUGCCGGCUCAAGUCCCCGACAAGCAUUCCUCAACCAUCUCACUCAUUACUCGCUGCCUGGAGCCUGACACUACUUACACGUUCACGCUUUGGGGAGUGGAUAAUACAGGCCGUCGCUCUGAGCCAAGCUACGUGACAGUAAAAACCCCUUGCCCAGAGGUGGAUGAUGUGAAAUCUCAAGAGGUAGCUGACAAAGUAUACAAUCUGUUUAAUGGUUACACCAGCGGAAAGGAGCAGCAGACGGCAUAUAACACGCUGCUGGAACUGGGCCCCCCCAACCUGCACCGGGUGCGCUAUCACUACAACUUGCACUUCCAAAGUUUUGGAGAGUUCACCUGGCGAUGUGAAGAUGAGCUGGGACCCAGAAAAGCGGCCUUGGUGCUGUCGCAGUUGGACGCAUUAAGUCCCUGGUGUAUUCACCUUCUCAAUGAACCCAGGAUCAGCCUGCGUCGGUCAUCCCUGCGCUACCUGGCGUGUCGAUACAGCGAAGUCAAGUCUCAUGCAAUGAACUGGACUGACCUGAGCCGCGAUCUGAGAAAAAACUGCGAAGAGCAAAUGCUUGUUGUGUUGAGCAGUGACUAUGGAGACAGUAAGGAUAACUGAGGAAAGCGCUUCGAUACCAGGUACAGAAUGCGACUGGAUAUAAAGCAGAGAGAGGAUUUAAGACCUGAGACCCAUUGCUGGACUGGCCUCAUUCUGAACUCUCAUCUCUCUCGAUGAACGAAUCCAUUUUGGCCAGGCUGGCUUCUAAAAUUAGGGUUAUUGCAAGCAAUUAAUGAAAAAUCACUAUCCACACCGUUCUGAAUUGUACAAAA